UUUUUUCAUCCUCUGUUGCUGUGCGGAGUUCAGCUCUGACACAGCAUCAGCAUCAGCAGCAGCACGGGGAUAAAAUGCCAGCAACAGAUGCUGUCCAACCCGGCUGGCGUUGGUAAGACCAAAUUCAGGAAGCCGUCCCAAGAAGGACAAGAAAGUGGUGGAAGGAGGAAGAAAAAAAAGGAAAAACCAGACCACCACCACGGGCAUUCCUUCAUCCCUUCUCCUAGUAUUGUAGAAAUAAUUUCUGCCUUCCCGGCUUUCCGAUUUUGCAGACUGUGCUGAUUUCCCUCUCCGGCCAUGUCAAAGCAAGAGGCCGACAGCAUGGCAGAUGGAGAAACCAACCUGCCCUGCAAUGGAAGAGAAGAAAGCCCAAACGGAUCUGUCGCCGGGAAAAGAGAACCGAAAGUUGGACAGAGGCAAGAAAUUGUCUGGCGGAACGUGAUCCUUAUGAUGCUGCUCCAUGUCGGGGCCGUGUAUUCCCUCUGCCUCAUCCCCAAGGCCCAUGUGUUUACUCUGAUUUGGGCUUACCUCUGUUUCGUCAUGUGUGCCCUGGGCGUGACCGCAGGUGCCCAUCGUCUGUGGAGUCACAGGUCCUACAAAGCCAAGCUGCCUUUGAGGAUAUUCCUGGCGAUAGCCAAUUCCAUGGCAUUUCAGAAUGAUAUUUUCGAAUGGGCCCGAGACCAUCGAGUGCAUCACAAAUUCUCUGAGACAGAUGCGGACCCCCACAAUGCCCAGCGGGGCUUCUUUUUCUCCCACAUUGGCUGGCUAUUUGUCCGGAAACAUCGAGAUGUCAUUGAGAAAGGAAGCAAGCUGGACUUCAGUGACCUGCUGAAUGACCCUGUCGUUACGUUUCAAAGAAAGCACUAUGUGGCUUCCGUCAUACUGAUGUGCUUUGUCAUUCCUACGAUUGUGCCUUGGUACUUCUGGAAAGAGAGCUUGUGGAAUUCGUACUUUCUGGCUUCUAUCCUCCGGUACACGGUUUCACUCAACGUCGCCUGGCUGGUCAAUAGCGCUGCUCACAUGUAUGGCAACCGGCCCUACGACAAGAACAUCAACCCACGGGAGAAUGCCUUGGUCACUAUAGGAGCCAUUGGUGAAGGUUUCCACAAUUACCACCACACCUUUCCAUUUGAUUAUUCGGCCAGUGAGCUGGGCUUGAAAUUCAACCCAACCACGUGGUUCAUUGACUUCAUGUUUUGGUUGGGUUUGGUCACUGAUCGGAAGCAUGCUCCGAAGGAGAUGAUCCAGGCUCGCAAAGAGAGGACUGGAGAUGGCAGUUCUUGAAAACCAGAACCAAGUCUUUCAACGUUGAUGCUGCUGUAUGUGUCGUUCGUAUGUUUCUUUAGGGGUUUGGGGUGCGGGUCUCCUUACCCCGACCUUCUCCUUAGGAUGGAAGUAGUAUUCUUUCAUUGAACAUAGGCCAAAUAAGUUCCUGGGUUAAUUCUGUUUUACUCAAGGGCAAUGGUUUUCAAACUCUUCUGUUGGAGGGCAACAUUAACUCAUUAUGCGUUCACUCACAUGCAAAGGAAACCUGAGUCGUUGCAGGGAAUUUGGAGCAUGAGCUAAUACAAGGGAGAGCAAGAGCUUGGAGAGCUAUUAUUUUGGGCCUGAGCUUCAUGAACCCAUCCUAUCAACCAUUCCAGUAUGGUUACUGGCCACACUGGCUCGGAGUUUAUGAGAGCAGUAGUUUUUUAAAUGCAACUUUUUCAAGCAUUCAUUGAGGCUGUGUGAUCUACUAGAUCCACCCAGGCAAAUUUUCAUAAUAAUUGCUGGAUCAAAAUGGCCAUUUACUAGUGCAAUCAAUCACCUGAAUCAUGCAUAAGUAAUGCGCAGUUAUGCGUUCCCCGCAUACAAGAACAAAUCUGUAUCAGAAUUACUAGCAGGCCUGCAAACAGGCCUGAUCAGCAAAUUCAUACUCAUAAUUGAUAUUAGGAAGAAAAAUAAUCAAUUAUUAGAUGGCCACCACAGCAAAUGGUUUCUAUUCUUGGAAGGACAAGUUAUGUCAGUCAGUUAUGUCAGUCCCAUUUUAUAACUAGCAUACAUUGACAUUCAAAGAUAUAUAACUUGCAUGGAUUGAAUAGGCAGAUAAGCAUGGAAGGAGCUGCAAUCUUUUAGCUACAUUGGGAGUUGGUAGUGGUUGCUGAUUCACCACAAAUCUUGCACAGAUAGACCAGCAGAUGUGUUGAAGGCUUUUAUGGCUGUUGUGCAUUUUCCAGGCUGUAUGACCAUGUUCCAGAAUCAUUCUCUCCUGAUGUUUUGCCCACAUCUAUGUCAGGCAUCCUCAGAGAUUGUGAGGUACAUAGAUGUGGGCAAAACGUCAUAUAUGUGGGCGAAACGCCAGGAGAGAAUGCUUCAGGAACAUGGUCAUACAGCCCGGAAAAUGCACAACAACCUAGACCAGCAGAGGUUCAUCUAUUUUCAACUUAUUCCUAUGCAGCAGGCCCUUUCGUGGGGGUUAGAUGUGCAUGACUGCUACAAAAGGCUAUUUUGUUUUUCCGAGAGAGCAUCUCUGUAGGAAUCUCAAGGUUUUGCAAGGUGGCUCCAUAGCCAAUGUCCUCUUGACUAUAAAGUCACACUGCAGGAUCCAGAGACCCUUAGAUCAUAUUAAUCAUAUCUGCAAAAGUUAAAGCCACAGGCAUGGCGAACUGACUGUAUUUCCAUCUCAUGCAGAUCACUGGUUAUGUUUCCUCAGCUCAUCUUUCAUGCUACACAGUGACAGCAUUUUGACAUUACUUGAAUUGCCAUAAAUCCACCCUGUGGAAUCUUGCUAUUUAUAAUUUGGUAAGAUAUUUUGACAUUUUUGCUAGAUAGCUCCAAAGUACAAACCCCGGCUCCAAAUGGGACAUGGCAGUUAAUGCAGUACCAAAGUGCUUUUACUGUGUAGUGUGAAAGAGUUGAUAAGCCUAGAACGGCAAAUCUCCGGCUAAAGAUCCCCACAUGUAAUUGAAUUAAUAGUCGUCAGUGUGCCUCAUGAUUAACUAUGGUGGCUAUUUAUUUAUUUUAUUUAUUUAUAGUAUUUAUAUUCCGUCCUUCUCACUCCGAAGGGGACUCAGGGCGGAUCACAAUGUACACAUAAAAGGUAAACAUUCAAUGUCAUAUGACAUACAGACAAAGACAGAGACAGAGACACAGAGGCAAUUUAACAUUUUUCCAGCUUCCUGCUUCAUGAGGGUAUGCUUGAUUCCGGCCACAGGGGGAGCUGCUGCUUCAUCAUCCACGUUGACACCGAGUCCUUGAUGGAUUACUUCCUCAUUCCUCUCUGCACACUGCUGGAUGAUUUUGAUGGUGUUGUAAAUUAGUUAAAUUAGUCUCCCCGAAUAAGCAGUACCUAAAUUUCCUACUUGAUAGAUGCAACUGUCUUUAGGGUUGCUUAGGUCACCAACGAGCUGGGCUAUUUUAAUGGUUGGGCACUCAAUCUGACGCAGGCUGGCUUCGAACUCAUGACCUCUCGGUCAGUAGUGAUUUAUUGCAGCUGGCUACUAACCAGCUGCGCCACAGCCCGGCUACAACUUCCAGGAAUCUGGAAUCCAGAAAUAUUUGCAAGCUUGGGAAACACUCCUCUAAAAUACACAGAACACUUCCCUAUAGUUGUGCAGAUCAGCAGAUUUCAGUCAUGGUGUAUAGCCAUUCGGUUAGGGGUACCUUUUCAUCCACCAUUGAUAUUAUCAUAAAAGAUUGGCAGAUAAAUCCCCAAAGAAUGUGAAGGUUCCUCAGUACCCAGUUUGAAAACCAUUGCUUUAGUGGAAUUAAAUCAUGGAUGGAUAUAGCCUAUAUUUGUAGCUGUCUUAAGUACAGUGUUUCAGAAAGUUAGAUAUUAUUUAAUAUUAGUGUUCAAUGUAGUAGAUCUUUUGACUUGAGUCAUCAUGACUAUGGCCAGGGAGUGUACUAAUACAGUUGCACAUGUACACUCUUGACAGAAUGAAGGAACUGAGUUAAUGCAUAGUUCAAACAAGCAAGCCUGAGAAUUGUUUCAUUCAUGGUGAUAUUUUUCCUCUGCUGCUUUGCUCUGGUUUCUCGGAGGCACGGGAAAGUUAGGUUCCAUAUCCAAACACAACAGCCCAUUCACUCAAAAGGGCUUCCCUACUCAUGUCAAUAAAAUUUACUGCCAAGAGUGAUAAAGCCACUCUUGGUGGUCACAUCAAAUGUGGGCAUGAAGUUAGGGGGGCCCAUAGAGCAAACAGCAACUGUCAAAGUAUAGGAAUAGAAAUCUAACACACAAGGAACUCAACUGGGAAAAAGCCAGCAUGGUGCAAUGGUUUGAGUGUUGGACUGGGAUUCUGGAAGACCCGAUUCCUAGUCCACUGAGACCCACUGAUGGCCUUCUGUAUGUUAUACUCUCUCAGUCAGAAAGGCAAAGACUGGUAAACCUUAUCUGAAUAAUUUUUGCCAAGAAAACCCUAGGAUAAAGUGCACCAUAAUUUGGUACUGAUGCACCUCUCCCACCAUUCUUUGAACUACAAUUCAAUGCAUUGGUGGUCAGAAGAUUCCACGUCAGUGGGUUGGCAAAUAUAUUCUAGGCCAGUAGUUUCCAAACUCUGGUCUUUCAGAAGUUUUUGGAUUUCAGUUCCCAGAAUUCCUGACUUUUGUCCAAGCUGGCUGGGACUUCUGGGAAUUGAAGUCCAAAACACCUGGGGGACCAAAAUUUGGGAACCACUGCUCUAGACUUUCAAGAGUUGUCCAUGGUGCCGAGUCUUAUCUCCUAAAUAGAUUAAGAGCCUUAGAAAGUUCCCUUAAAGUUUACUAUUGAACUUCUACGAGAGCUUCCAACUAACAGUGAUUCCGCACAUUCCAGAUUUGUUAGCUCAGCAUGACUCAAAGCAGUGGUCGGUGGACUGGUGACAAUCUGCAAGUCAUUCGCUCCCAGUCUCCAGGAAGCUUCUAGGAAAUUACAUGGAUACAAUAAUAAAAUGGAAUAAAUAUAAUGGUGGUCCUCAUCACACACCAGAAUUGCUGUUUAACCAGGUCAGAUAGCAAGCAAAGCAUUGUCUUAGGCUACACUUACCUGUUUACAGCUGCUGUCGCCAUUUGUAUUCCCAUCUGUUGGAAAUUUCCAAUGGUGCCUGUGACCUAUUGCUCUCUUUGCUCCUGUGUAAAGCAAGGGAAUUAAACAAAAAUAUAUAUUUAAAUGAAUAUAAAAGUGUGUGUGUGUGUGUGUGUGUGUGUAGAAUGGAAUGUUUUGCAUGCAAAGGUCAAUAUGUUGAAGCAAGGAAAAUGCUUGAAGCUCAAGCAUGCCUAAGAGGGCACUGCCCAGUUUAAUCCCAAUUGGUCUAAACAUCUAGAACAGGCCUCCACAGCCUCUUGCCUUCCAGAUGUUUUGGAUGUCAGCUCCCCAAAUUCCUGGCCAUUGGAUAAUUUGGGAGCUGGAGGCCUAAACAUCGGGUAGCCGCCAGUUGUGCAGGCCUGAUCUAGAAACACAAUAAUUUCUGGUGUACUCUAAAUUCUAGACUGUUGACAUGAAAGGAGACUGUUAAACUACAGAAUUUGGAAAAGUUGCUUUUGAAGGAUUCUGGGAAUUGCAAUCCCUAAAAGUAACUUUUGAAAGCUUUGUUGAAGAUUUGCUUGAUUUCCUUUUUGGUUUGGGUGGGAAUGUAGUAGUUGUCCAGAAGUUGAUAAACUCCAGCUCCCAGCAGCCUGGCCCCAGUAUAGACAAUGGUGAGGAGUGCUGGGAGCUGCAGUUCAAUCAGUUCUGUAGGACUCCACAAUUCUCAUCUCUGUUUUAGGAUAGUGAGCCAAGGAAAUUUGAUGGAUGAACGGAUUUAAUCUUCCAUGAAACUACAUCUCUCCUCCUCUGCUCCCUAUCUCCCCUCUACAUGUGGGAAUUUUCAGGUUCAUACAAGAUUGUGGUGUAGAUUGCAAAGUCCUGGGACAUAGAAGUCAUAGUGAAACAAUUCUGCUGUUGAGUAAGGUACUGUCAUUGUUGAGAGAGAAAGAAAAGAAAUUGAGAGUUCCCUAUGUUGCAAGACCAAUGCUCCCCUGAUUUUUUUUUAAACUUUUGGUUGACUUUGUUUUGUUGUUGAAUAUGCAAUUUAUUUAUUGAAGAGCAGGUACUUGUAUUUAACAUCUAUAUGCUUUGUGGGCCAAAAAAAUUGAAGUCGAUAUGUUUUAGGUGAUUAAUUUUACUGUCACAUAUGCAGUUGUCAUUUGUAACUGUGUACAACUAAAUGAUGUCUUAAACCAAAUAAAGCUUCAUUUUAAAUGUU
Molecule: messenger RNA, 6200 nt
Organism: Anolis carolinensis (green anole)
Lineage: Eukaryota; Metazoa; Chordata; Lepidosauria; Squamata; Anolidae
Gene: scd5
Product: stearoyl-CoA desaturase 5
Exons: 5
Coding region: 298-1284 (328 amino acids)
Biological process (GO): unsaturated fatty acid biosynthetic process
Cellular component (GO): endoplasmic reticulum membrane
Molecular function (GO): iron ion binding; stearoyl-CoA 9-desaturase activity
Source: RefSeq, a predicted model, not a curated record